AUGCCGACCACCACUGCGGAAACCCUCUCGCUGGUUACGAGAAACGUCUCUGUCGCUCCGCUCGUCCUCCUCUCCGCAGUUGACCACUACAACCGAACAGUACACAACAAGACAAAGAGGCGGGUGGUUGGAGUUCUCCUCGGCCAGAACGAUGGAAAGAACGUGAGGGUGUCGAACAGCUUUGCAGUCCCUUUCGAGGAGGAUGAAAAGGACCCUUCAGUAUGGUUCCUGGACCACAACUAUGUCGAGUCUAUGAACGACAUGUUCAAGAAAGUAAAUGCGCGCGAGAAGCUGGUGGGGUGGUACCACACUGGACCAAAGCUCCGUGCCUCUGAUCUCGAGAUCAACGAGCUGUUCAAGCGCUACACACCUAAUCCUCUACUGGUCAUUAUUGAUGUCCAGCCAAAGGAAUCGGGUGUCCCUACCGACGCGUACUUUGCGGUCGAGGAAAUCAAGGAUGAUGGAACGACGACUGCUCGAACUUUUGUCCACACACCGUCGAUUAUCGAGGCCGAGGAAGCGGAGGAGAUUGGUGUUGAGCACUUGCUAAGGGAUAUUCGUGACGUUGCUGUUGGCACUCUGUCCACGCGCGUCACUAACCAGCUCCAGUCUCUUCAAGGACUGCACCUUCGGUUACGAGACAUUGGUGCCUAUCUCCAGAAGGUCCUUGAUGGACAGCUCCCCGUCAACCAUGCGAUCCUUGGCAACCUACAAGACGUUUUCAACCUUCUCCCCAACCUCUCUACACCCGACGAUGACAGCAAAGUGGGAAGCCACGAACUAUCACACGCCAUGAGCAUCAAGACCAACGACCAGCUGAUGGCCAUCUACCUGAGCAGCUUGAUACGCGCUAUUACUGCAUUCCAUGAUUUAAUAGAGAACAAGAUCCAGAACCGACAGCAGCAAGACGAGAAGGAACCCAAGAAGGAUGAGGCCGCUAAUAAGGAUGAGAAGAAGGACGGCGCUGCCACCACCGCAAACGGAGAGGGCAAGGAGAGCAGCGACAAGGAGAAGCCCAAAAAGAAAUAA
This is a messenger RNA of Trichoderma aggressivum f. europaeum, 1029 nucleotides long. RefSeq lists its product as uncharacterized. Lineage: Eukaryota; Fungi; Ascomycota; Sordariomycetes; Hypocreales; Hypocreaceae. Gene Ontology annotation, cellular component: proteasome complex; proteasome regulatory particle. The transcript is spliced from 3 exons. The record is from RefSeq and is a predicted model, not a curated record. Bases 1 to 1029 code for a protein of 342 amino acids. Gene Ontology annotation, biological process: proteasome-mediated ubiquitin-dependent protein catabolic process. Gene Ontology annotation, molecular function: metallopeptidase activity; protein binding.